This is a messenger RNA of Cladocopium goreaui, 1211 nucleotides long. The record is from the annotation of a GenBank genome assembly. Lineage: Eukaryota; Dinophyceae; Suessiales; Symbiodiniaceae.
CUUUCGGCUGCCGGGGAAAAAACACACUGCUGCCACACCGUUGCCGACGAAAAUGGAUGCAGGUAUACCUGUGGCAACCCAUGUUGCUGCGGGCCAUUCUACUGCGACGUCGUUAGGACCGCAUGUCUUUCCAUAUCAAAACGAACAUGUUCCAGGUGUGCAAAACGCCAAAAGGGUUACAGGGAGCCUACUGUUCGGUUUCGCAUUACAGGGUCGAAAAAGACGCACCUUACGACCAGCUCGAUUAGCCCGGAAAGCCACAGAGAACAGCGCCCUCAGAUCUUUUUUGUUGGGAGAGCCGCCUGCGAAAGCAGUCGACGACGCCGAGCCUCCGAAGCCUGCCAAGCCAAGUUCAGAAGUGAAAGCAGCGCCAAAGACUGCAGCCGAGCCUCCGAAGCCUGCCAAGCCAAGUUCAGAAGUGAAAGCAGCGCCAAAGACUGCAGCCGAGCCUCCGAAGCCUGCCAAGCCAAGUUCAGAAGUGAAAGCAGCGCCAAAGACUGCAGCCGAGCCUCCGAAGCCUGCCAAGCCAAGUUCAGAAGUGAAAGCAGCGCCAAAGACUGCAGCCGAGCCUCCGAAGCCUGCCAAGCCAAGUUCAGAAGUGAAAGCAGCGCCAAAGACUGCAGCCGAGCCUCCGAAGCCUGCCAAGCCAAGUUCAGAAGUGAAAGCAGCGCCAAAGACUGCAGCCGAGCCUCCGAAGCCUGCCAAGCCAAGUUCAGAAGUGAAAGCAGCGCCAAAGACUGCAGCCGAGCCUCCGAAGCCUGCCAAGCCAAGUUCAGAAGUGAAAGCAGCGCCAAAGACUGCAGUUGCAAAGGAACAUGUGAAGUCAGCUUUGCUUGAUGAGUCUGACAAAGAGGCACCCCGCUGGUCGAUGUUACUGGAAACCUUUGCGGAGGUUGAUGUGGAUGGCAAUGGUUGCAUCAGCAAGGAGGAACUGCUGGCAGCAGUGAAAGACCAUGGUGUCGACGAGAAAGAGAUUCAAGAGGCAUUAAGCGAAAUCGACAAAGAUCAGGACGGGCAAAUCAACUACGCUGAGUUUAUGAAGUUAAUGAAGUCCUAGGUGAAGAUCUUGGCCUAGGCCCAUCACUUUUUUAAUCUGCCUAGACAGUUUCAUGGCCACAUUGUGUGAACUGUGUGAACCAUUUCGCACUCGGUACAAUAGUAGCUUGCAACUGCAGCAAAGACGCCGCGUGGGGACAGUAGCUUACGAAAAA